AUGGCAGAUGCGGAAAAGAAUGAAAAGGUGAUACCCAGUGCUCCUGAACCGGAUAACAAUUCAACUGAACCUUCCACUAUCCCCUCCAGUGCUAUAGUUUAUCCGCAAGUAAAUAUCUCUACACAGCCUGCUCCACCUUAUCCAACAGCUACAUCGGGGAGUUCAUCAAUGCCAUCCGUACCUUCAACCGGAUAUCCUGGGCCACCUCCGUUACCAUCGUAUCAAGAAGCAAUAAACUUCCCAACCGCUGCUCCCUAUGGGCAACCACCGAUGAACUCAACUUUUCCUCCGAAGCCUUAUCCCAAUAUGGGAUAUCAUCCUCAAGCUCCCUACCCUAUGGGUGUUCAACAUCCAACUCAGAAUAUCAUUCAUGUGCGUGAAGGUCCAACACCUCAAUCAACUGUUCUCGUACAAGUAACUACGGGUAACUGUCGAGUUUGCGGUGGAGUUUUCAAACGACGUUUGAGCUUCUUGUAUAUUCUAUGUCUUAUCGGUCUUUGUAUUUUCGCCUUUCCAUUAGCAUUACUCUUCUUAUGUUUCUUACCUUGUGCAUAUUCCUAUCGGUGUUCUAACUGUGGACGAACUCCUUAG
Molecule: messenger RNA, 591 nt
Organism: Auanema sp. JU1783
Lineage: Eukaryota; Metazoa; Nematoda; Chromadorea; Rhabditida; Rhabditidae
Source: the annotation of a GenBank genome assembly